This is a messenger RNA of Pelodiscus sinensis (Chinese soft-shelled turtle), 3291 nucleotides long. It is a transcript of the gene KBTBD12, whose product is annotated as kelch repeat and BTB domain containing 12. Gene Ontology annotation, molecular function: protein binding. Lineage: Eukaryota; Metazoa; Chordata; Testudines; Trionychidae. The record is from RefSeq and is a predicted model, not a curated record.
CUCCCAGACAUAUGUGGAUCCAGAGGCAUCGGGGACAAUAGGCAGAAAGAAAUAUUUUAUCAUGAAGGCAUAUCACUUUGAGAGCAAUCAGACAUGCAAAUAGCCCUUCCAAAAAUCAAGCAAGUCCUUGAAGAGAUUUAAAAAUAGAAAACCUUGCAUUUCAUCAUGGAUCACAAGACUGAAGAGAAAAGGAAGCAGCGACAUAGUUUGACUUUACUGGAUCAAUUAAACAGUAUGAAAGAAUUAACACAAAUGAUUGAUGUGGUCAUUGUAGCAGAAGGUGAGAAGUUCCCGUGCCAUAAACUUAUAUUGGCUGCUUUCAGUCCUUAUUUCAAAGCCAUGUUUACAUGUGGCUUGCUUGAGUGCACCCAAAGAGAAGUGGUACUCUAUGACAUCUCAGCAGAGAGCGUGUCUAUAAUACUCAAAUACAUGUACAGUGCAGAUUUGCACCUCACUAAUUCCAAUGUGCAAAGUGUUGCAGUUGCUGCAUUUUUUAUGCAGAUGGAAGAUGUUUUCAGUAUGUGUCAGAAAUACAUGAUGGACCACAUGGAUGCUUCCAACUGUGUGGGAAUCUACUAUUUUGCAAAGCACAUUGGGGCAGAAGAUUUGUCUGAUCAAGCCAGACAAUAUUUGUAUCAGCAAUUUGCUGAGGUGAGCUUGCAUGAAGAAAUAUUAGAGAUUGAAGCACAGCAAUUGCUGAGUCUCAUAAGAUCAGAUGAUCUGAAUGUAUCUCGGGAGGAGAGCAUUUUGGACUUGGUCCUCAGAUGGGUAAACCACAGCAGAAAAUCACGUGUCGAGCAUCUUAUUGAACUUUUGAAGCAAGUUAGACUGGAACUUGUAAGCCCUUCUUUCCUAGUGGAAGCUCGGAAAAGGAACACAGUGCUUCUGUCUAAUUCAGAAUGUCAUGAUAUGAUUGAUGGAGCGUUAGAAAUGAUAAAGAAAUCCAACCACCCCUUUCUCAGUCUUCGUUAUGGCAUGGAGACCACCAAUCUUCUCCUUUGCGUUGGCAAUAAUUCUCUGGGGAUUCGAUCAAGACAUGGUAGCUAUGCAGAUGCCAGUUUUUGUUAUGCUCCUGCAACCCAAAAGACUUACUUCAUUUCCUCCCCAAAGUAUGGUGAGGGGUUAGGAAGUGUGUGUACUGGUGUUGUCACUGAGAACAAUGAUAUUAUUGUGGCAGGGGAGGCCAGUGCUGCCAAAAUGUCUAGACAAAAAACCAAGAACAUUGAAAUUUAUAGGUACCACAAUAGAGGAAACCGGUUUUGGCAAAGUUUGUGUACUGCUCAGUUUCGUGAACUCUAUGCAUUGGGCACUGUUCAUAAUGACUUGUAUCUCAUAGGAGGGCAAAUUAAAUUGAAAAACCAGUAUCUGGUCACAAACUGUGUUGAGAAGUACUCCAUGGAGCGAGAUAGCUGGAGAAGUGUGGCACCUCUUCCAGUGCAACUGGCCUGCCAUGCUGUGGUAACAGUAAAUAAUAAACUCUACGUGAUGGGAGGCUGGACACCACAGAUGGAUCUCCCUGACGAUGAGCUGGAUCGAUUAAGUAACAGAAUGUUGCAGUAUGACCCAGGCCAAGACAAAUGGACAGAGUGCGCACCAAUGAAGUACUCCAAAUACCGUUUCAGCACAGCUGUAGUCAACAGUGAGAUUUAUGUCUUGGGAGGAAUUGGCUGCUUGGGACGAGACAGGGGACAGGCACGGAAAUGUCUCGAUGCAGUGGAGAUUUAUAACCCUGACGGGGAUUUUUGGAGAGACGGGCCUCCUAUGCCUUCUCCUCGCCUCGGCUUACGAACCAACUCCACUAGCGCAGGCUCAGUGGAAGGGAAGCUAUAUCUCUGCGGAGGAUUUCAUGGAGCAGAUCGUCAUGAAAUUAUCACCAAAGAGAUCCUAGAGCUGGAUACAUGGGAAAACCAAUGGAAUGUGGUGGCUAUCAACGUCCUCAUGCAUGAUAGCUACGAUGUCUGCCUCGUGGCUAGACUGAACCCCCGGGAUCUUAUCCCCCCACCCUCUGACCUAGUGGAGCAAUAGAUAAUGCACCUGGUUCUUAUGCUUCCCGAGUCUGCUAUAACUGAAGAGCUCAGAAUAACGAGUGAUAUGAAGCGUGACCUUGGAGGUAGCCUGAGGUGACAACUGGGUUCUACAGAAAUGAGUCUGUGAUAUGCUUAAGCCAGCAAUGCCUUAGCACUGUGAUUCUUGGCCACUUCUGUGUGCUCAGUAUUGGUACUUCAAGCUUUUGUGAUUGAUACUACAGGCUUCCUAUCCCAAACAGCCUCUGGAGUUGGUGCAGACACCCUCCCACAGCACUCCUUACGCGACUGUUUAAGCUUGAGAGUACAACACAGGCUGAGUUGCUGUGAUCCUCAGAAUCAUAGUUGCAGCCCAAGACCCAUUGCAAGGAGAAGCAAUACAUCUGAAUGAGAGCUCUUGCAGGUGCAGAUGACACUUCAAGAGAAGAUUCUGCCUUCACAUACAAACCAUAUUGAUUUCAAGAGGGUUAGCAAGGAUGUUAAGAAUUUAGUCUGAAAUUGAUGCAGUUGUCCAAAUGGGCUAGGUUGAAGCUGGCCCUCUACUAGUGCAUGAGCAGUUGUAGUGAGAGAGCAGAGGCAAGGAGCUUUACUGUCUUUUGAAUUCCUGCAAAGGGGCUACACACAGGAAGCACAGACUAGAGCAAACAAUAACACUACCUUAAAGAGGUUGGGAUGAGUGUGGCGGUGACCCUGCCUCCAUCCCCUCAACAGCCUGCGGAGGUGAACUAGUUUGUGGGAGAACAUUCUUCACCUUCUCUCAGGGUUCUGAAGCUCCUACACCAGUAUCAGGAGGAAUUCCAGCACUGAAGAACUUGUGCUGCUGUGUGACCAGGUAUAGCCAGGGCCUUGAAGGAACCAUCUGCUUCCAUUUCAAAGCCCAUCUUAGCUAGAACUUUGAACACAAUGUUUGAGAGGAGGAGAGGGACCGAAAUGAAACACAGACUUAAAAAUUAAAUCGACUCUAUCAUCAUCCAGCAAGACUUGUUGCCAUGCAUCCACACACAGGCUGUGUUUAACCAACCCCCAGGGGCAAUGGGACAGCCAACACUGAAGGAAGCAGCAGAGCCUCCAUUCAGGCUCACACCUGCACUAGUCUUCCACCCCCCUCUUCUCUCCUAGAAAGCAGCAGGCAUGUGCAGCAGUGGCUCCAUGCACUGCCCAGCGCCUGGGCAUCUUAGAACAUUUUUGAGGAGUACAGGAUCUUUCAAAAAGGAUUUUAUUUUCAAAAAAUCCCCAUCUAAACCGCUGUUUUUCUUUCGAAAAGCCC